AGUCCUUUAACGUCACAGUUGUUCAUUUCAUAUUAAAUAUUGGUUAAAUACGCUAUAUUUUGCGGCUGCAACGUGUGAAACUAUACAACAAGCUCAACAGGAAUGAAUAACUCAGCAAAACGGAGUGAAAGCAUUGGAGGCAGAGGAACAGCGGAGUGUUUGUGUGGAGCUGCAGGCCUGGGACAGCAGCAGCAGCGGCAGCGAGGAAGCUAACGGCUAAAGCUGCUCACAGGCUGUAAUCCCCGGAUGAAACCAUCAUGGCUGCCAGUCGAUGAGCUGUCAAGCUCUCCACAAAAGAAAAAGAAACCAGAAGAAACAUGGAUGUUUGCACAGCCACCUCAACGGGCCACAGAAAACGGCAAGUCAGCAAGAAGAAUAGAAGCUGGCACAGACGGCUCCACCUCAGGAAAACUGUAGUUCAGCCCCCAGCUAUGCAAAGCCAAGAUAAGAAUGGGCCAAAGAAGAUAGCGAAGAAGUGGGAGCAGACCAGCGUGUGGCCUCCAUCGAAGGAGCCUCCCCGGGAAGCCCGCGUCACAAACGACGGCGGCAGUACGCUCAGGUUCCCCUGCUCUCAAUGCGGGGACAACUCGGAUUAUGCCCCCAAAGACCUGGCGAGGCACUUCAUGGAAAAACAUGGAGGCAGUCCACCCGUUUUUUCCUGCCAUAUGUGCACCUUCAGCGCCCAUGAAUUCUCCUACCUUCAGGUUCACCUGCUAAGCCACAAAGACACUUUUUCUACCUGCAGCAUGUGCAACGACAACGUUCAGCGCACCUGGCCUGAGUUUAGUGCACACCUGACUAUGUAUCACUGCUCGGACGGGAAGUAUUCAUGCGAAACCUGUAAGAAAUUCUCAACAUGUGACUUUCGGGUGUUUCUAGACCACAUAUAUAAGCAUAAUUUUACCGUUGAAGAAAAAGAAGUUGGUGGUCGUCAGUUCUGCGGCGGCGAGGCGCCAGAGAAAUGGUUGAUCAAUAAGAGCGUUAAAACUGCUCAUGUUUGCCAGAAUGGCAAACAGAGGAAAGAUGGGAGGCAAAUUCAUUCCAUAGCAAUGAAACCAAAUGAGCGGAUCCCCAGAGUGAAGACGAGGUUAACGAGAAGCACAGUGAGGGACACCUGCUGGUUGACGCAGGACUGUCUGUCGCUUCCCGGGAAGGAGUUUCUGGAUAAAUACUGCCAUCUUUCUGACGCACAGACAACGUUAGAAGAGACUCAGCAGUUUUUGAUGCAAUCUGUCGCCGGGGAAACCGACGACCAGAAGUGGACCAAGGCUCUCAAGUCCGUUCUGUCAAACGUCCCUCAGAAAAACUCAGAAAACGGCAUCGCGCCCAACACGUCAGAUCUCGCCGUCCUCACGGUCAAGAACAAAAUAACGCUAGCUCAGAACGGUGCUGCUUACGCGAAAAGGUUGAAAAUGGCCUCCACAGAUAAGGAACCUACCUGUCCCCAAAGCGCCGAUGGCGACUCUUUGUGUGCAAGUGACCAGAACGGAUUUAAUCCAAAUCUGAAAAACCAGGCGCCUUGUUUGACUGAAAACAAAUUGCGCAGUGACUUCUCGUCGUCUGGCGCUGGGACGCAGGAAAACCGGGAGAACCGCAAAUUAAAGACUGAUUCAGAGAUCCAGGAAAACGGUGAAAAACUGGAAGAGCCUGUAGACGACGUGGGCAUCUGCAAGUCGAGUGAUUUAAAAUUGCCGAAUGAGAGUGAGGGGAAGAUGAAGAAACGACGGCGGAGAAGAAAAGCCAGGUUUAAAAAAGUGCAAAGAAAACCAGAAGGAAAGGUCUUAAAGAUUGUCGUAAAGGGGAAGCAGUGGGUUUCUCAAAGCUCUUCAUCUCUAAAACAUGUUGAGAUCGAUGGUCAUGUGGAGCCGCCAAAUCCUCAGCAAAACACCAUCAAAGGUUCCCCGGUGGGCCUUCCUGAUCCGCCUAGACGAACUGCAAUCUCUGACUCUGUCCGACCAACGGAGGCUGAAGAUACUACGACGGAAAAUGAACAUCGAGACGAUCUGGAGGAGUCGCAGGAUUUCUCAGACAAAAGUGGAUCUGCUGAGGGAACAAGCGAGACGAAUACCGUGGCUGCAUCAGUGACCUACGUGGGGACGCCUCACGAAGAGCCGGCGCUACAAAAAUCCAACGAGGAGACGGAGGAGACGAGAAGUCCUGCUGCUUCUUCGCCACAUGUGGAGGAAAAUUUGGACUCGAGCCUUGAACGUCCAUCAGAGCAAAGUGAUCAAGGGUCAAGAUGCGAAGAGGAGUCGACAGAAUUCAUCCAGCAUCUCCUGAGCGGCGUCCGGUCACCUGAAGCUGAAGCGAGUCAGCGGGAGCCGUCAGCGGGGGCGGCUAGGCCUCAGUGUCAGCUGGUUCCGAAACAUCAGCCGAGAACGCUGAGGUUAGUCGCCAUAAAUCCAUCCCAGCCAGUCAAACGUCCGGCGGGAGACCAGCCCGUCGUGGUGCUGAACCACCCGGACGCCGACAUCCCCCAGGUGGCCCGCAUCAUGGAGGUCGUCAACAAGUACAGGCAGGUGCGGAGGGUCCUGCUCUCCCGGCAGACUCUCAGGGCUCUAUCGGUUCUGAGUGGUGGCGGGGCGGCGGUGAUGACGGACGAUCAGGGCAAGAACUCGGUGCAGGAGAGGUUCACCCUGAGGCUGAAGUUCCGCAGGGUGAGCAGGAAAAAGUACGAAAUCGUGGGCGUGGCGUCGCCCGGCCGGGACGCCUCGUCGAGGGUCUCCUGCUGGUUCUGCGGCCGGGUGUUUGCAAGGCAGGAGGAGAUGAUGCUCCACCGGCAGCGCCACCUGAUGGACUGGAGGAAGCCAAACUGUGAAAAGUCUUAAACGUCACACACACUGGAUGGGGAGGGGGGAAGGAAAAUUAAAUCUGGAAAAAAACACUGCAAAAACACAAAAUCUCACCAAAUAUUUUUGGUUUAGUUUAUUUUUUAAAUAUUGUACUACACUUUAAACAAGACAGAACUAACUAAUAUAUAAUCUUUUAGUUAGUUUGAGUCAGUAAUUCUUAAUGUUGAUGAAAAAGUUGACACUUAUAACAUGGGAAAAUAUCUUGUUAUAAGGGAAAUAAUCUGCCAGUGGAACUCGAACUGAGUUGCUAGGUAACGGGCUGGGCUUGACUGGCGUUGCUAGGU
Molecule: messenger RNA, 3136 nt
Organism: Xiphophorus couchianus (Monterrey platyfish)
Lineage: Eukaryota; Metazoa; Chordata; Actinopteri; Cyprinodontiformes; Poeciliidae
Gene: znf518a
Product: zinc finger protein 518A
Exons: 3
Coding region: 318-2828 (836 amino acids)
Source: RefSeq, a predicted model, not a curated record